Pollicipes pollicipes is the source of this 1008-nucleotide messenger RNA. Its product is annotated as mite allergen Lep d 7. The transcript is spliced from 6 exons. The record is from RefSeq and is a predicted model, not a curated record. Lineage: Eukaryota; Metazoa; Arthropoda; Thecostraca; Pollicipedomorpha; Pollicipedidae. The coding region runs from base 131 to 736 and encodes 201 amino acids.
GGCACGGCGGGCAGGCCGACGUGGGGGGACCGUCGACACCGACUGCGCGCAUCAUCGACACCGACAGCGCUGACCGUCGACACCGACAGCGCGGACUGGGCGGCCGGCGGCCCCUGCGGGAGUGUGAUGAAUGUUUACGGUCCUGAGUGCUACUGGGGACCUGGCCGGACCCAAUCUCUACAUCGAUACCAUCCUUCAGAACGUCACCUGCAUACUCAAAAAUGACGGCGAGGAGUUUCUCUCCAUACCGGAUCACGUGGUCGGGAGCGUGCAGCUGACUGAGGGCCAGAUCUCUGGCCUGGACACCCUGCGGCGCAAGGGAGAAGCUCGAAUGCACAGCGACGCCGAUGGCGCCACCAUCGAAGCCAAGCUCGUCCUCGAGCAAGUGCGGCUGUGUUACGACUACACAGCAAAGGUGCUUUUUGCGAAGAACCAGGGGAAAAUCAGUGUCUGCGCCGGGGAGAUCGAGACGUUCAUCCGCGUCCACCAAACAUCAGACCUCAACAAGUCGCCGGUCCUGCAAGAGUUCGUGAUCCGGCAGCUUCGCGGCCUGCGGGCUAACAUGUCCGGUCUGGGGCCGGUCAGCUGGCUGGUCAACCGCCUGCAGCGAACACUGCUCAACAUCUUCAGCAUCCGCAUCCAGGACUUGCUGCAGGAGAAGGUGCACGGUCUGAUCCAAACCGAGCUCAACAAGUUCAGCCUGGCCGACAUCAGCAUGCGGGACCUGAUGACGUGACGUCAGCCUCCAGGGGUGUCCAACCCGGCCGCGCCGCACGGCUGAGUCGGACACCCCUGGAGAGGAGCCGGACGCCCCGAGUGCUUGUGAUCUGGAGGCUGCAUCCCCCAGUGGAUGUUCCCAGGGUGGAUCUGAACAGCGCUGGAGUGAUUCGAUCCGCUCUGGAGGGAUCUGGAUGUCCCGGAGUGGAUCGGGAUUCUGGGCAUGCAUGGAGUGGAUCUGAAAACUCUGUAGUGGAUUAGAACGCCCUGAAGUGGAUUUGUACCCUUUGA